Symbiodinium necroappetens is the source of this 5355-nucleotide messenger RNA. The record is from the annotation of a GenBank genome assembly. Lineage: Eukaryota; Dinophyceae; Suessiales; Symbiodiniaceae.
AUGCUGGCGGCUAUCAAGGCGCUUGAGCAGUACGCCGUGUCGGGUUCCUUUGCCGCGUCUAAUCUCUGGCAGACCUCACCGGUCGAUUGUCCACCAGGCUCGGCGCCCUUUCUCAAUGCAGCAGUGUGCUUUGAUGCGCGACCGGAUCUAACUCCUGAAGCUUUGCUGGAUGAGUUGAAAGCGUUGGAGAAAGCUUACGGUCGGGGGCGGAAAAUUAUCCGCAAUGCACCGCGUGAGCUGGAUCUGGAUCUGCUGGUUUUUGAUGACGAACAAAGGCAGACGGAAAAUUUUGUGUUGCCCCACCCGCGCGCAGUAGAUCGGCUUUUUGUACUGGCCCCAGUUGCUGAGAUUGCACCUGCGCUGAUCUGGAAGAAGUUGCGCUUUGGACUGAUACUGCUCACGGCGCUUAGCGUUGUAACCACGCUGCCGGCAUGGGGCUAUGCUGAUGCAAACUUCUUUGUACGGAUAUUUCGAUGGGACUACUACAAUCGUGAUCAGCAGCAGCCUAAAGCUGCGAUGUGGUUGGUUGAUACCCGGUUUCACAAGCGAUUUGAUGAGUUGAUGAUCAGUGUUGAGCAGCCGCAGGAGCGACAGUUGAAACUGCGCAAUCUGGGUCGCCUUUUGACACACAUUCAGAAUGUCAGUGCGCCUGCCCAUGCCGUGCCCGUCUACUCAGGGCGCUGGUGGCGUCUGUCGUUCAGCGAUCGUUUCAAUCGUUAUCCCGUCGAUGUGGAUGCGCUUGAGCAAACCAUUGCAGGUGAUUGCGCCCUGUUCGACGCCCCCAAUGAGACCUUUCAGCAGAUUCUGAUCGAUACGGCAGACAAUACCCUGGCAGCGGUGACUGAUGAGAUAGACGGUUUGCCGGCGACCUGGCAGGCAUUCUGGACGCUUGCAGAUAAACCUGGCGAUUUUGGUGACUAUGGUCCGGCGGGCAACAGCUUUGGCGAUCGUACGCAAUUUCGUUGUGGGGACGAUCAGCGGUGCCUGCUGCUGCAGGACGAUCCGCUCUACAGUGACUUUGCGCUACAGCGUCAUCGCGCAGCGGUGAUGGCUACAAUGCGAGCGAUGUUGCGGCUGCAGAUGGAGCACAAUUCUGUGCGCGUCAGCAAUCUUGAACAGUUCAUUGACGGCAUCAUGGCGCAAGCAAUUGUGCAGGGUGAUACCGUCGGAGCAACCGUGGCGCUGGUCCAGGAUGGCCGUCUGCUGGUGUCGCGUGGCUACGGUUAUGCCGACUAUACGCGCAGCGAGCCGGUGCAGAGCAGGGUGACGCAGUUUCAGAUUGGCAGUAUCAGCAAGGUCUGGGUCUGGAUAGCGGUGCUGCAACUGGUCGAGGCAGGCAGCCUUGAUCUCGACCAUGAUAUUAACAGCUACCUGGAAGCCUUUCAGAUACCGGACACCAUGGGUGAUCCGAUAACCCUACGACACCUGAUGACUCAUUCAGCAGGUUUUGAAGAUCAGUUGUUUGGAUUAUUUGUUUCCGGACCCCGUCAGGUUGGCAAUCUGGUGGAUACCCUCGCGGCUACGAUCCCCGAGCGCGUGGCAUUACCUGGCAGCCGGGUGGCUUAUUCGAACUACGGAGCUGCGCUGGCGGCGCAUAUUGUUGAGCAGGCUUCCGGUAUGGGUUUUUCUGACUAUGUGCAGCAGCACAUCAUGCAGCCGUUGGCUAUGUCUACCGCCGGUAUUGCGCAGCCUGUGCCAGAUGAAUUGAUGCAAACCCGCUCCAAAGGUUACGUUAUCAACGAUGGCGAGCCGCAGGAACGAGGCGCCUUGUAUAUACCGUUAGGUCCUGCGGGCGCAGGUGCGGCCACAAGUCUGGAUAUGGCGAAAUUCAUGGUGGAACUGCUCAACCCGCGAGACACGCGGGUACUCAGCAGUGCCUCAAAAGCACAGCUCAUCAAUGGCGCUUACCUUCACCAUCCGCGGGUCAAUGGAUUAACCCUGGGGAUGUUCCAGGCUUCCAGAGGCGAUGCCGCCGCCGUGGGACAUGAUGGCAGCACGCUCAUUUUUAACGCCCAGAUGGUGCUCUGGCCAGAUGCUGAUAUGGGACUGUUUGUGGCUACAAAUACCCUGGGCAGUGACGCUGUCGGGCGUCGCCUGGUGGCUACGGUGUCGAACCAUCUGGGGUUUGAUGAUCGUUCUGAUAGCCUCCUGCCGGUUGAGUCUGCGGCUGGUUUGCCUGGUACUUAUAUUGGUUCCCGGCGUAAUUUCAGCAGUGCAAGUAAAUUGUUAGGGCUUCUUGAUACGGUCACCGUGACGCAUGAUUCCGAACAGGGUGUUUUGUUGAUUGCGCGUGCGCAGGGAUCGAAGCGCUACAGAGGAUUAUCCGACAAUGUAUUCCAGCAGGUUGCAGGCCCGACUCGAGCUGUAUUUAAGACGGGCAGCGGAAUGGGCCAGGAGCUUUAUUUUUCUGAUGUGCCGCCGGUUGCUUAUAUUCGGGCUGAGGCGAUGGAGAUGCCGCUUAACAACGCCUUGUUUAUCCUGUUAUGGCUCACUGUGGCGAUGAGUGUACUGAUCAUAUGGCCGGUUUCAGCGUUUACUCACAAGGGUCAUGGCAAUGUCCAGGGCCAGAAAUUUACAACGGUCAUAACCUAUCUCGCGGUCGCUGUUGCGGUUUUAUUUUUUGUUCAGGUUGCUGCCCUGGUGACCACCCCGUUAGAGGUUGUGCUGGAACUUGAGGCCGGGCUGACUCCCUUGCUGUGGCUGCCGAUAAUAGUGGCCGGCCUCACCCUGAUACAGUUUCUGCAGCUUUAUCGGGUGCUUGUACGUGGUUUCUGGUGGCUAUCCAGGCGCAUACAUUUUGUCAUCGUGCUGUUAUUGCAGUCAGCGUUGGUUUUCUGGUUCUGGUAUUGGAAUCUGCUGCCACGGGCCCAGUUUGCUGAAACUUGUGGGUACGAGUCCAUCUGGUUGCCGGAAAAUCACUUCGGGGCGAAUGCACUGCCCGACCCGCUGACUUUGCUGGCCAGUAUAGCGGGCGCAACACGCUCGAUACGUUUGGGCACAACCUCUUACCUUUUGACGUUGCGCAAUCCUUUGCAGGCUGCUGAGCAGGUGGCCGUACUCGACCAGCUCAGUGGAGGCCGGUUGAUUCUUGGCGUGGGGCGCGGCUAUGCGCCGGAAAUGCUGCGCGCUUUUCAUGUACCUGCGAAAGAGAAGCGGCGUAUUUUUGCCUGGACGCUGGGUUUGAUGAAAGACGCCUGGAGCGGAAAAUCAAUAUCGUUAGAUGGCAACAUGGAGCACGCUGUUGAAGUGCAUCCGCGUCCGUUUCAGCAACCGCAUCCACCUUUAUGGGUGGCAGCUUUCGGGCCUAAGGCAUUGGCCCAGGCGGGCACCUUAGGUUUACCGUAUUUGUGUUCGCCUAUGGAAAGUAUGGCGACACUUGAAAACAAUUAUGCACAACACCUGCAGGCUGCUGAAGCUGCGGGUGUCGCUCCACCGACAACAAUCCCGUUGAUGCGAACGGUGUUUGUCAGUGAAGAUACCGCGCUUGUGAAGACGUUGAAAACAUCUCUGGCAGAGAAAAGUGAAAACGUGCGCUUGCUUGACGGGGAAGGGGUCGACGAUUGGACCUUGAUAGGCACACCUGAGCAGGUACGGAAAAAGUUGCAGCAGUAUCAGGACCGAUUGGGGAUGACGCAUCUGGUCGCCACCCGCCUGCGUAUCGGGGGUAUCAAGGAAGCAGAUCUACGUCAGAGUGUGGCUCUUCUGGCCGAUAUAGUUGCAGGUGAGCAUACGGCGCAUUUCUGCGAGCGUUAUGCCGAUGUGACGGACGAACAGUGGGCGAGCUGUGAUGCGCUUGUCAGUGUUAAUGACAUUCCAGCAGAGUAUCGAGCUAAGCUGACUCGCUGCCGAAUUUUUGUAACCCCCAAAGUUGGUUUCGAUAACCUUGAUACCAAGGCGUGGGCUGAACUGGGCAUUCCUGUAUGCAAUGUGCCUGACUACGGUACCCAGGAAGUUGCCGAUCACGCGAUGGCGCUGAUGUUGUCGCUGAUGAAAGGCAUCACAUUUCAUACCCGCGAACUCAAAAAGGAUCCGAAAGGUCUGUGGCGGCCAGCCCUCAACCCUUACGGCAAGCGGUUGUCAGUUUGUACAUUUGGCGUGGUUGGUCUUGGUCGCAUCGGUACUGCAGCUGCGCUGCGUGCCAAAGCUUUUGGCAUGGACGUGGUGAUGUAUGACCCGUUUCGUGAAAAUGGCGCAGAGCUGAGCGUUGGCAUCCGUCGCGUGCAAUCGUUAGAGGAGCUGUUCAGCACCAGUGAUGUGGUGAGCCUGCACUUACCGCUUUCCACAGAUACAGAAAAACUCAUCAACGCCGAUGUCCUGUCGCACAGCAAACCUGGUCUGGUUCUGAUUAAUACCGCGCGCGGACCAAUUAUUGACCUGGACGGUUUGUAUCAGGCGAUGCAGGCGAAUCACGUUCAAGCGGCGGGCCUGGAUGUGUUGCCUGAGGAGCCCGCUAACCCGGAUCAUCCUUUGAUCAAAGCAUGGGCUGCGGACGAAGACUGGAUCAAUCAUCGUCUUCUGAUUACUCCCCAUUCUGCUUUCUUCACACCGGAAUCUGUCUACGACAUGCGCUUUAAAGGUGGAGAAGUGGUUGAGCCUAUGACACCGGAUUACCACAAGCGUCGGCAGCGCGUAUUCCUGAUUCUCUCUGGAAUAUUCCUUGGCACCCUGGCGCUGCUGAAUGUGCUGGGUAUCAGCCGGUUUGUUGACUUGUCAUUCAACGUGUUUGGAGUGCAGAUCCCUAUGGUGGUGGCAGUAGGGGUGCUGCCUUACCCAGUCACGUUCAUGUGUACCGACCUUAUCUCUGAGCUGUUUGGUGAGAAAAAAGCCCGCGACAUGGUCUGGGUGGGGUUGAUGCUGAAUGUCUGGGUGAUUUUUCUAUUGUGGCUGGGUGGGGCUCUACCGGGAUUUGAGCCUAUCGACCCCGCUACAGGCGGCCCGAUGCUGGAUGAGGCGGGGCGGUUGCCUGUGUUUUAUGAAAUCCGCGAACUGGCGUUUGGUGCGGUAGCGGCAUCCAUGCUGGCUUAUCUGAUUGCUCAGUUUGUUGAUGUGCGAUUGUUUCACUUCUGGAAGAAACUCACCGCAGGCAAACAUCUGUGGUUACGUAAUAACGCAUCAACCAUGGUGAGCCAGAUUGUGGAUACUACCGCGGUCAUAUUGAUCACGCAUUUCUAUGCACGUGCGUUACCGGUAAACGAUGGCGAACCGAUCUGGCCACAGCUGUUUGUAUUUAUAGCUUCAGGAUACGUUUUUAAACUGGUUGUGGCCGCGGCGGAUACCGGACCGAUCUAUCUUGCGGUCAAAUAUCUGCGCCCUUAUCUCGGUCUGAAAGGCACCGAAGAGGCGACCGACGACUAA